AUGCAUUCCGGUCGUACAUUGAAAGAGUUUCGCGGCCAUACGAGCUAUGUCAACUGCGUCGGCUUCGCGGACGGUCCCGGUCAUCAACGCUUGGUGGUCAGUGGAUGUGCUGACGGCUUCGUGAGGGUUUUCGAUCUGCGAUCGAGCGAAAUUUUACACAAGUUCGCCCCUCCUCCACCAGCAUAUCAGAAUGAGAAUAUCACCUUAGAUGUCCGGGACAUCGUGAUUGUGUCGAGUUCCUCCUCAACUGGGCUGAGUGAGGAUACAUUACUCAUUUGUCAGCAGUCGAGCACCGUCCACCAAAUGACUGUGGCUGGUCAACUACUGAAGUCGUAUGAGUCUGGUAAGAAGCUGGGCUGA
This is a messenger RNA of Perkinsus marinus ATCC 50983, 360 nucleotides long. RefSeq names its product wd-repeat protein, putative. Gene Ontology annotation, molecular function: protein binding. The coding region runs from base 1 to 360 and encodes 119 amino acids. The transcript is spliced from 3 exons. The record is from RefSeq and is a predicted model, not a curated record. Gene Ontology annotation, cellular component: catalytic step 2 spliceosome. Gene Ontology annotation, biological process: mRNA splicing, via spliceosome. NCBI's taxonomy places the organism in Eukaryota, Perkinsozoa, Perkinsida, Perkinsidae.